CAUACAUCAAUCCCAUAAAUAAAGAUCCUUCAUAUAUAUAUAUAUAUUUUCUAGGAAUCUAAUUCCUUAACUAUUUUCUUUUCCAUCCUCUUUCCUUUUUCCCGGAAAAUCGGAAUUUAAAUGGUGAGAGGAAAAGUAGAAAUGAAAAGAAUAGAAAAUUCAACGAGCAGGCAAGUGACGUUUUCGAAAAGACGAAAUGGACUUACGAAGAAAGCUUAUGAAUUAUCAGUUCUUUGUGAUGCUGAAGUUGCUUUCAUUAUUUUCUCACAUAAAGGAAGACUUUAUGAAUUUGCUAGCUCCAACAUGCAGAAGAUAAUUGAGAGAUACCGAGGACGUGCAAGAGAAACAACGACGGUGGACAAAAGCACUGAACUCGAGCACUACAUGGAGAACUUGAAGCAUGAAACAGCUAAUAUGGCGAAGAAGAUAGAGAUCCUCGAAAUUUCUAAACGGAAGCUAAUGGGGCAAGGAUUAGGGUCAUGUUCAAUGGAUGAACUAGAAGACAUUGACAGCCAACUGGAGAGGACCCUCAAAAUUAUCAGGGCUAGAAAGACUCAAUUGUUCAAAGAGGAAAUAGAAAGUCUAAAAGCAAAGGAGAGACUAUUGCUCCAACAAAAUGCAAGUUUACGUGAAAAGUGCGGGCUUAGGCCAAUGCUAUCAGAGUCAGCAUCUGCACCCGAACCCAUACCAGCACCACCAUCAACACCACCAGCUCAAUCAAAAGAAAGGGGAAAUUGUAGCCAAAGUACAAAGAGUUGGGAAGUGGAGACUGAAUUGUUUAUUGGCCUUCCUCAAACGCGCUGCUUAUAGUAGCUUGGAUCAGUGGUUGAGCUAGGGUUUUUUUUGGUCAAAGGAAUUUAAACCUCGAAGAAGUACACAGAGAAGGCAAAAUGGGUUCAAUCUCUACUCUAUAUUACACUAAAUUAAAAGAUAAAUUUUAACUAUAUAUGUUAUAAUAUUAUUUUUCGCUGUAGGAAAAUCAGUUAAACACCCCAUCAAUCCUACGUGGCUCCGCCCCGACCGGGACAAUGGGACCAUUUGUUCAUAUUUUGUUUAUGGUUCUCCUCAGUUAUUUAGACUAAGAGGUUAGGAUUUCUCAGUUAUUUACAACCAUAAGGAGUUGCAAAAUUCAAUAAAUAAUACCUUACAAUAAGAGUGUAAUAUUUGCCCC
Messenger RNA from Solanum lycopersicum (tomato), 1171 nucleotides. It is a transcript of the gene FYFL, whose product is annotated as MADS-box protein SOC1-like. Gene Ontology annotation, cellular component: nucleus. The record is from RefSeq and is marked validated. Gene Ontology annotation, molecular function: protein dimerization activity; RNA polymerase II cis-regulatory region sequence-specific DNA binding; DNA-binding transcription factor activity, RNA polymerase II-specific. Gene Ontology annotation, biological process: positive regulation of transcription by RNA polymerase II. NCBI's taxonomy places the organism in Eukaryota, Viridiplantae, Streptophyta, Magnoliopsida, Solanales, Solanaceae.